AUGGCUUGCUUUGGGGUGAUACUGAGCGUUCUGUUAACUAGUAGAGAUCCGAGGGAGCGGGCAUUGUCGGACCGAGAGGAUGGGAGUGGCAGUGGGGGAAGUGUAGGACGGUGGCGCGACGAAUCAGUGGAGCCGCGAGAAGCUGUAGAUAAAAGUAUGAGAGGUGAAGGGGUGGCAGAAGAAGAAGAGAUGGUGUUGGCAUUGAGAAUUGCGGGUGUGUGCGCAUCAGAAUUGCCCGAGGACAGGCCCUGCAGCGAUGAGCUACUUCAUCUCCAUCAUCAUGCUCUCUCUUCCCACCAACCACCAAAUCAAAGGCCUUCUCAAUGCCUACGAGGUCCCUACGAAGGCACCCCACUUCUCAAACUCAACGUCAACGUCCCACCCUACAAGCAUAGAGCUUUUCCAGCUGAGGCUUGUGACACUGUUGGAGGGGAAGCUUGCGAUGUUGACAUGUAUCCGGAAGUAAAACUAAAACCAGAGGCCAAGAGGGGGGGCGGUGUUUCGGAGCCUGUUGAUAGAGAGCAUCUACAGUAUGACCGCCCCAAGACAGUCUUUCCAGCGGAGGCUUGUGAUGAUCUGGGGUGGUGAAUUCUGUGAUCCAGAGUAUCAAAAAGGAGUUUACUAUAAAAUCUUAAUGGGAA
This is a messenger RNA of Cucurbita maxima (winter squash), 641 nucleotides long. RefSeq lists its product as uncharacterized. Bases 1 to 588 code for a protein of 195 amino acids. NCBI's taxonomy places the organism in Eukaryota, Viridiplantae, Streptophyta, Magnoliopsida, Cucurbitales, Cucurbitaceae. Gene Ontology annotation, cellular component: chloroplast. The transcript is spliced from 5 exons. The record is from RefSeq and is a predicted model, not a curated record.